Molecule: messenger RNA, 291 nt
Organism: Ambispora leptoticha
Lineage: Eukaryota; Fungi; Glomeromycota; Glomeromycetes; Archaeosporales; Ambisporaceae
Source: the annotation of a GenBank genome assembly
AUGGGUUUUCUUCAUUCAAAUUGGCAAAAUCGUCUUGAUUUACGUAGCAAAAUAUUAGGAAAACGAAAACGGGAUAAUAUUGAAAGAUCAGAAAAGCAAUAUCAUCGCAUGCAUAUUGCUGCAUCUACACAAGCUUAUAAUGAUAAUGAGCAAAUUCCUAAUGACUUUACUACCUAUAAUGUCAGUGAUAACGAGAAUGAAGUUGAAAGCACAACCAGCUCUUCUUUUAUAUCUUCUACACCUAUACCUUCUACAUCCUCUAUUCCUUCUACUUCUUCCACCUUGCUCUAA